Molecule: messenger RNA, 945 nt
Organism: Camellia sinensis
Lineage: Eukaryota; Viridiplantae; Streptophyta; Magnoliopsida; Ericales; Theaceae
Source: RefSeq, a predicted model, not a curated record
AUGUCAGCCUCUGGUUCAGGAAGAGGGAGGAAGAGGAAAAAUGUUGUUGGUCUAAGAUCUGAUCCUAGUAGGGAACACGGCAUCGAAGUGGAUGCUACAAGCAAAAAGGUAAAAUGCGAAUACUGUAAUAUUACUCGUUCUAGAGGAAUAUAUAAAUUGAAACACCAUUUGGCAUGCACUCAUCAAAAUGUUGAACCAUGUCCCCAAGUUCCGGAAGAUGUUAGGGAAAAAUUUAUGAGUCUUUUGAGAACUCAAACAUUGGAGUCUCAAAAUAAGAAAAAGAGAAUGCUUGAUAUUGGUGAUGAUGAUUCUGAUGAAAAAGUGGAAUUAUUGCAUGUCGGUGACCAUGAAAACAAACAAAAACAUUAUAGGCGUAUGGAUAAAUUUGUGGUGAAUAAUGCAAUUCCUUUUAAUUGUGUCAACAACCCUAUAUUUCCACUUAUGGUUAAGAAAAUUGGAGAUUAUGGAAAAGGCCUUGUGCCACCAUCUUACCAUGAAAUUAGGGUGACAUUUUUAAAAAAAGAAGUGCAAGAGACAUUGCAAUUGCUUGAUGAGUUCAAGGAACAAUGGAAGAAGACCGGGUGUACAAUUAUGUCCGAUGGAUGGUCGGAUAGAAAGAGAAGAUCAAUUUGUAAUUUUCUUGUCAAUAGCCCUAAUGGAACUAUCUUUCUAUCCUUAUUGGAUACAUCUGACAUUUCAAAAACCGGUGAAAAUGUUUUUGAGAUGUUGGGUGAGAUUGUUGAGAAGGUUGGAAUGGAGCAUGUUGUGCAAGUGGUGACCGAUAAUGCUUCUAAUUAUAAGUUGACGGGAGAAAUGUUAAUGGAUAAGAGGAAGAGCUUGUUUUGGACACCUUGUGCCGCUCAUUGCAAAGAUUUGAUGUUAGAGGAUUUUGAGAAGCAAAUCCAACUUCAUCAAGCAAAUCCAACUUCAUCGAGUUACAAUUAA